Messenger RNA from Durusdinium trenchii, 2106 nucleotides. Lineage: Eukaryota; Dinophyceae; Suessiales; Symbiodiniaceae. The record is from the annotation of a GenBank genome assembly.
AUGUCGCGACGGCUGAAGGGCUCGUUGCCAUGGCUUUGGGCCGUGCUCGUGUUUGGGGCCUGGCGGUCCCACAGGGCCUUCACGCCUUCUGCAAUCACAGAGUCAAAGGAGGACCUGUGCGACGAGUUCACUGGUGACUCCGUGAUCACACGGGACUGGCGUCGGGGUCCAGGAGUCCCUCCAGAGCAGCGCUGGAGCUUUUGGCCCGCGCUGCCCAUCGCACCCUACGAGCGGCGCUUGACCAAGCGCUAUGAGGUGCUCCCAGGCGAGUUAUGGACCUUUGAGCAGAAGCAGGGCAUUCUCUACAUCCAUGUGCCCAUCCGGAUGACGGUCUACCGAUCCUCAGCCAAGAGAAGGGAGGGAGCGUGGCGGGGACACCUGUGGAGUGUUCAGAGAAUGACCACGCGCCGUGGGCUUUUGGUUUACGCGCCCGUGGCGCCCACGGAUGAAUGCCUCAGCUUGCUGCGAGAACUGGAGGUGUCCAAGGCCCUGAGUGAUGCCUUCAACUCGGAGGCCAAAGAUCUAGGCUGGGGCGGGCUCCUCCCGUGGCGCUUCCGCAAGGAUUGGAAGAAGUCUUUCGAUGCGCUCCGAGGCGGUGGUGGAGGGCUGUUUGUGGCGCCGAUUUUGUCGGAGCUGAUUCUGAACAGAUACCUCUCUUCAGAUGUCUGGCCCUUCGUCGAAGAGACGGCCAGUCGCUGGGCCGACAUGGAACGCAUCAUCCCAGCACACUUCGAUGCGCCCGUCUCCGCGACGGCUGAGGAGCCGACGAACGAGACACGAGAGAGGAUUGGCGAGCGGCCUUUGCGCGUGCCUUUGGCGAGCCAUCUGGCCUGCCCUUUUCGCAGGUCACCUUCGAUCCAUUGGAUUCGGGAGAAGCUCCGUUUUUUCUUCCGACCACCGAAGCAGGUCUUCAACUCUUUGCGCCUGGCCAAUACCAGGGUUUGCAGGCCAGGACAGCGCGGUCGCCGCUGGCCAAGCCGCUUUGAGGCCAACUAUUUGUCCUUCGCCACGCUGACCUCGUCGCCCAACUUCCUCAGUCGAGCAGAGGAGUUUGAGGCCUGCACGGGAGGCUCGAUUGUCUUCGCAGAGGCGCAGAACAUCUGGGAGGAUCCCAUCAAAGACAUGGGGACCAAGGAACAGAGAGGCAAUGACAUCUAUCACGCCUACUUCAUGAGCUAUUCACAUUUUCCAGAAGCCAGUGCGUUGGGGCUCGCGGAGAGCUUAGAGGAUCGCCUGGCGGCCUCCAACGCGGAACUCAAGUGGGAGACCACCUUCCCCAAGGUUCAGCAAAUGGGCAAGUACAGGACUGGCUCCAAAUCGCAACUGGAGUUCCUGAUGUACGACGGGGACUUCUUCGUGCCGGUGAUCCGCCUGGAUCUGCUGGAGAGAGAUCAGUUGCCGCUGCCCAACACCUGGCGGGAAGUCUUGGACUUGGCCCACAGAUACAAUGGCGCCGACCUGAAUGAGGACGGGCUCCCCGAUUUCGGCAUGUGCCACUUCCCGCGCGAAGGUGCCGGCUAUUUCGAUUGGUGGUGGCCGGAAUUGAUGUAUGCCAUUUGGGCGACCUACGCGCAGGUGGAGGACACCAGUCAAGGCUUCCUCUUCGAUCCUAAAACCUUGGAGCCGAAGCUGAAGGGUCCAGCCUUCCAGGCUGCCAUUGAUUUCAUGAAGGAGAUGUGGCAGGACGGAUCUGAAGGAUGCAUCAGCGAUUCCUUCAGCACAGGACGCUGUGCGAUCGGCUUCUCUCCACCCGGUUGCUGGAAAGGGAUCUUCCUGAAUGGUGUUGCGCGGCGAAGCAGCAACGGCACGGUGCUUUGGGAGCCCAAGAUGCUAGAUGGAAGCUAUGCAGAACCUUAUCGAUUUAAACCCUUCGGCACCACUCAAGUGGAGAAGGAUGGCAUCUUAGAGGAAUGCACACCUGCCAUGUGUCCCUUCGCCGAGACCAUCCCCCUGCGCGGUCAUCAUGGAAAUGACGACCGAGCACGGAUCUUGCCGGCCUCGCCCUUGGCUGGAAAGCUGAUCAAUCGUGCACCUUUCUUUUGGAGCGGAGGUCUGGGCAUUGUGAUCCGGAAAAGUGCGCCCAAGGAGCUCAAGGACAUGCUCUAG